AUGAAAAGAGCUUCAUUAAGACCUCAACAACUCAAAGAGAAGCUCCUUCAGGCCAUCGAUGCUCAAAGUAACAUACAGAACAUGAUGGCUGUAUUGGAUGUGAUAUGCUGCCUGGAAAGUUACCCCAUGACUAAAGAGGCUCUAGUGGAAACCAGGCUUGGAAAGUUGAUCAAUGAAGUGAGAAAAAGGAGCACAGAUGAAGAUCUUGUUAAACGUUUAAAAAAUCUGAUACGACAUUGGCAGAGGCUGGUUGGCGUAAAUGAAGUCACAGUAGAAGAGCUCUCAAGCUUUGCAGUCAAUUCGACUUCUGCUGAAUGUAUUCCUGGAUCAACACAAACCCUUACUGAAAAUUACCACAGUAACAUGAGUGAGAGGGCUGAAAUGUCUCGGGGUUCUGUGCCAGAUAAAACCAUUAAACAUCUAAAUAAUUUUAGAAAGAGUAAAAUACCUGUCCGUGCGAUCAAGCCAUAUUCUUCGUCCAUCAAGCAUUUACAACAGUCCACAAGCUGGAGAACAUCUCUGUCCAAUCAUCAUUCCCAAAAAGACCAGCACAAGUCUGAAAGAAACACCACCUCUGCCAGUCACAGUGACAAAAAGCACGUUUUGGCAACCAAGGAACCAGCACAAUCCACUUCUAAUCUACCAAUUUCAUCUAUCCAAGAUUCAUAUGUAAAGAAGAUGCAACAGCCUUCAGACCUCCUCAACAUACUCAAACCUGCUACACUACAUGGUAACCUCGAUGAGGUCUCCAGCACAGUGACAGACACAAAGAUAAAGGGUUUUGAGGAUAAGACGAGGAAGAAAGAGCAUAACAGUCACACUGUCAAACACAAUGGAGAGGACAGUACCAAAACGGCACGACUGCAAGCAGGCAAACUACCAAUCAAACCUAUAUCAAGCAAAACAUUUACAAAAGAUUGCCAGAGAUCAACAGGAAGUGAAAUCCAGGGCAGUGAUCAUCUGAAUAACAGCCUUUGUUCGUUCCAACAGACAAACUGGAGAGAGGUGUCAGAAAGUAAGAUGAUUCAGAAUAGCUUACCGACUUCAGAAAAGUCAGGGAUGAGCUUCUCUGUGGGUGAGAACAUCAAGCAAGAGAUAAAGAAUUCCAGAGAGUGCAGAAAAACUCAUGGGUUUAUACCAGAGUUCCCUGUGAAAGCCCUUCCAGGGGUCAGCCGAGAGGUCACGGAGCGAGACCUCGUCAGGAUACGCAGUCAGCGAUGGCAUGGUGUGAAUGGCUGUUACGAUAACCGGAAUAACUGGUAUGACUGGACUCAGUCCAUCACCCUGGAUCCAUAUGGGGAUGGGAGUACAUUUAAGAUUUUGCCUUAUGUUGGCAUAGAUUACAGACUAUGA
Molecule: messenger RNA, 1353 nt
Organism: Sinocyclocheilus grahami
Lineage: Eukaryota; Metazoa; Chordata; Actinopteri; Cypriniformes; Cyprinidae
Product: mediator of RNA polymerase II transcription subunit 26-like
Exons: 3
Coding region: 1-1353 (450 amino acids)
Biological process (GO): positive regulation of gene expression; regulation of transcription by RNA polymerase II
Cellular component (GO): nucleus; mediator complex; core mediator complex
Molecular function (GO): transcription coregulator activity
Source: RefSeq, a predicted model, not a curated record